This is a messenger RNA of Alligator mississippiensis (American alligator), 4198 nucleotides long. RefSeq names its product reticulon 3 (gene RTN3). The coding region runs from base 36 to 2666 and encodes 876 amino acids. The transcript is spliced from 7 exons. Gene Ontology annotation, cellular component: neuron projection; postsynaptic density. NCBI's taxonomy places the organism in Eukaryota, Metazoa, Chordata, Crocodylia, Alligatoridae. The record is from RefSeq and is a predicted model, not a curated record. Gene Ontology annotation, biological process: brain development; endoplasmic reticulum tubular network formation; neuron differentiation.
CGCCGGCGGAUAGUGAGCCCCAUGCCCUAACGAACAUGAGGGUGGAACUAGCAGUAGACGGCAAAACGAUGGUGGAUAGCUUCCAUGGGCCUAGCAUGAAUUCUGGAGUGGAGGCAACCUCUGUGGGUUCCCCAGAAGGCUCCCCCUUUUCCAUCGUAGCGGAGCCCCGUUCUCACGGCCCAGCCAUUCCAGUUGGUUUCCAAGAGCAAACCUAUUCCACAAGCGAUGUUCAGAGGGGGGAUGACCAAGCAGAGCAGAAGGACCAAGGCGCUAUGGACCAAAACAAGCCUGAUGCCAGCAGCGAAUCCAAAUUUACUUUCUUGAUGGAGCAAAAACAAGGUAUUGAGCAGCCCGCUCCCAAAGACUCCAUCUACUCCUCGGCCCAGCCUGGUGGUGAGACUGUGCUGGAAAAGGAUUCUCCCGAGUCCCCGUUCGAGGUCAUCCUGGAUAAAGCAGCAUUCGACAAGGAGUACAAGGCCUCGUUCAUUAGUGAAGCCAACGAUCUCGGUGGUCCCUGGGUGGUGCAUGGUGAGAGAGAGCAGCUCACUGACAUUCCCGAGGAUCGCGUCUGCGAGUUUGAAGCCAAACCACGGCGGGGCAGCAGCGGCAGCUUCCCAAUGGGCGCUGGCCUCUCUCGUCAGUCUUCCUGCACCACAGCUGCCCUGGAAGAGGUGUCCAAGUGCGUGCGCGAGAUGCAUACCUUCACGAAUGAGCUGUUGACCUGGGACUUGAUUCCCAAGGUGGAGUCUGCCAACAAGGUCCCUGAGUUGGAUCUGUCAGAGUUGCCUUCCAAGGAUGCCAUAGAUAGUCCUGCCCAGCCAACAGGAGAAGAGAAGGAAGCAUUUAAAGCAGCCUCCCCUUCUCCCAUCAGCAUCAGGGUGUCCGCAGACUUGUCGGAGUACCAGUUCGAGCCACACUCUCCACGAGGCCAAGUUGUGGAUCUGAAGACCUCCGGACCUGCCACUAUCGAUAUGAAGGCUGAUGUUGCUUGGACAGGCACCAGCCUGGUUGAAACAGCAGAUGCAGACAGCUCGGGAGAAUCUGACGACACGGUGAUUGAGGACAUGACCGCAGAUCUGACCUUCAGAAGUGGCAAGUUCAUCCUCCAGCCUGCAGAGAAUGGCGCAGCUCCAGCUGGAAAGCCAGCUAUCAGCCCUAUCACCACUGGCGAAACCAGAGACUGGAUCAUUGCCGAUCAUGAAGAGGCCCCCACAGAGCUGCCUGAAAAGGGCAUGAUGCCCACCAGGACACCAGAGGACCACCGAGGAUUCAUCGAUGACUUUGAAACACUCCAGGCUCACCCCGAUAUCAGGGGGAGUCCAGUAUCUGAAGCAACACUUCUCAAGUCUUCCACUCUGGACUUUACACCCGUAGCUGCACAGCAAGUGAGCCGCACCAAUUCAGUUGGCGUUGUGAAGCCACUUCAAGCUGGUGGAAAGCCUGAUGUUCCUUCUAAAGAGCCUAUACAUGCACCAAGUGGAAAAGCCCCCUCACAUAUUACAGAAGGCCAACAGCGUCCAAACACCUUGAACGGGGAGAGCUUUGUGGACUUCAUGAGAGAGUGCCUGAAGUCCAAAGGCAGUGGCGACUCCCCAGAGGACCUCACAGAAAACUUCUUGGAGGCUGAAGCCGUAGCUUCAAAAACUGCACCUUGCAGAGACAGAGCAUAUUGGUCAGAGGUGAAGGAGAGUCGUGAACACACUGAGAGAGACCUAACCUACAGCGGAGGCAGUCUCCAGAAAUCCCCUUUCUCUCCAGGGUCCCCCACCACAGCCCAAGAUCUGGAGCAGGAGCGACUAACGAUCAAGGCCCUCAAAGAGCUAGGUGGAGAAGUAAAUGAGAAGACAUCUCCCACAUCAAGCAAAGUCUCCCCGGUAGAAGGAAGAAGGGCAGCCUAUGACCCCAACACUGGGACACCCCCUCAGAAACCCACCUUGGAGAAGAGGCCACUGUGUGUCCAACAGCCUAUGGACCCCAAGCCAACUCCCAUCCCUUGUGUUGGCACCGAUGACAAAACCCCCAAAGAGCCCAUCUGCGUUGGGCCGGCCCAGCCUCCUGUAGAUCAUGCUCUAGUGAGACUCCUGACUAAGUUUUCAGUGCGGGACCUGAUCUUCUGGCGGGAUGUGAAGAAGACGGGCAUGGUCUUCAGCACAACACUGAUCCUGCUGCUUUCGCUGGCGGCCUUCAGCGUGAUCAGUGUGGCAUCCUACCUCAUCCUGGCACUGCUUUCGGUCACCAUCAGCUUCCGGGUCUACAAGUCUGUCAUCCAAGCCGUGCAGAAGUCUGAAGAGGGGCACCCCUUUAAAGCCUACCUUGACCUUGACGUCACACUGUCCUCGGAGGCUUUCCACAACUAUGUCAAUGCCGCCAUGGUGCAUGUCAACCGGGCCCUCAAGCUUGUCAUUCGGCUCUUCCUGGUGGAGGAUCUGGUGGAUUCCCUGAAGCUGGCGGUCGUUAUGUGGCUGAUGACAUAUGUCGGGGCCGUCUUCAACGGGAUCACACUCCUCAUUCUUGCUGAACUGCUGGUCUUCACCUUGCCGGUUGUCUAUGAGAAAUACAAGACGCAGAUCGAUCACUAUGUUGGAAUCGUCCGGGACCAGACCAAGUCUAUCACUGCAAAGAUCCAAGCGAAACUCCCAGGAGUGGCAAAGAAGAAGCCCGAAUAGGCUGGUGGGCAGGAAAGUGGGUCCCAGGUGUUACUAAACCCCGUGUCCUAGUUAUAACCGUUGUUACUCGUACCUAUGAAGGAACUUGCUGAGUCCGCUUGAGCGGUAUCUUUGUUUUUCCCCCCCCCAAGCCUAAAAACAAAGCCCAUCCCUAUGUUGGAUUCUGCACCUGACUAAAGAAGAACUGGUGUUCGAUGGGGGGAGGUCUCCACGCCUGCUCCCAGCUCCGUGCCCUUCUUCUUGGCUUCUGCAUCCUCCCACCCCCAUCCCAUGCAACAAGCUUUCUUCUCCCUUGCCAUCAGCCCAUCCUGCUCCCCGGAAGGUGGAGGAUCCAUGCGGCAAAGGGUGGGAAGUCUAGAAGAGCCGUUCGCUUCUUCCUGACGUCAGUUUGUUCUUAGUUUCGGGUCCAUCCCCAUCCUCUCCCAGCCCACAAUGCCACGCUGCCACCCUUCAGAAGUCACCGCUCUCCUCCAUUUUGUUUUAUUAUUUCUUUGCCAUGAAAUGAAAAUGUCUGUAACUGCUGUAAAACCUUGCCUGGAGGAACCAGCGGAACCCCUCCAUCCCGUCCCGUCUCGGAGAUCAGCACAGGAGCUCUCUGCUCUUGUAUCCCCCUCUUGUGCAGGGCAGAGCGCCCUGUAGGAUGGCCGGCUGGCGGCGGAGGAGACCCAUAGAGGUGAGGCUAGGAGAAAUGGUACGUCACCAGCCCUGGUAGUUCAGCAUAGUUUUAGCGUAUACAGAGUCAUAACUUGUGUCCCCCUCUCUUUUUGAAGGUAGCUUUGAGUCGGUCUUAGAGCCAUCUACCACAGUCCAAACAGAGUUGGCGCUAACAGUGAAGUCCCAGCUUGUUUCCAGAGUGGAGCAGGGGGUGGAAGAGGCAAAGAGGGGUCAGGGAAGGGAAGGGAAGGGAAUGAAUGAGCUGCUUAGUGAUUGGACCCUGAGCUGGGAAGGUGCCAUUUUUAUUGUUAUUUUUUUGGCCUUCCACAGUGCAGGUGGGUGCGGAGGGAAGCAUUGGUCACCAGAGGUCAGAGCAAGGUGGAUCCCAGCAGAGAUGAGACGUAUCCAGGUCUCAUUUUGACACAAGGCCUGUGAAGUCAGAGCUUAGACAUAACCCUAUAGCCUGACCAACCGCUGGAGAUGCCUCUUUUGGUCCACAAGCCAGCGCCCACCCUCCUCCCGCCACAGGAAGUCCACCCCUUUUUUCUCACCCUUCCAUCAGCAUCUCUCCUCCUCAAGUCUCUUCUGCACUGGACACCCUCGGCCUAGCUCUUCCGCCUGUUUUGUUACUGCUGUUAUGUAGAUCCUCAUGAAGAUCUCUGUGCCAGGCGAUUUGGGGUUUUUUUGUUGUUGUUUUUUUUAAAGGAACAUAUGUAGACAAAACAACAAUGGAAACAAAACUACUAAUGAAGUGUGUGUGUGUGUGUAUGUGUGUAUAAGUGUGUGCGUGCAGCAUCAAACUACAGUAGUGGCCAGGGAACGCUUCCCCUGGUUCCUUGUCAAACUACAACCAAUAUUAAUAAAAAGAACACAACAGC